GGCGCUGGUUCGCCAUCUUCUUUCCCGAAGGAAAAACAAACCGUGGUCGAGAAGAUAGUGAUGUUGCAGAUGUCAAAUGACAAAACGCCGUCUUGACAGUGCUCGCUGUUGGUACACUGGUGUAGUCCACACGGAAACAUAUCCGAAAGGACACCGUCGACAUGCUUUGUGCUGAGUGAGAGCCACCCUACGAUGUAGUCAUUGAGAUGGCGUAUGACGAGAAACUCGCCAGUUUUCGACAAGCCCGCCUCAACCCCUUUGACCGUGGUGAGGAAGAGGAUGGAGCCGAGGACGGCAAGAUACCUCCACGCCUGGAGGCCAAGUCGGAGCUGUACUGCUCUGAGGCUCGGACGCACGGCUCGGAGCGCGCCAUGGACCUGGGCUUAGCCGAGGACCACUUCUCCAGGCCCGUGGGUUCCUUGGUGGCCUGCGACGUGGAGCACCUAGAGCAGGCCAUCGAGGAGUGCAAGCGGCUGAUCCUGGAGCUGCCCGAGCACUCCGAGCGACAGAAGGACACGGUGGUCAAGCUCAUCCACCUGCGGCUCAAGCUUCAGGAGCUCAAGGAGCCAGAGGAGGAGGAGCCUAACCUCCGGGUGCUGCUGGAGCACCGCUUCUCCAAGGAGAAGAGCAAGAGCGUGAAGCAGACCUGCGACAAGUGCAGCGCCAUCAUAUGGGGCCUCAUCCAGACCUGGUACACCUGCACAGGUUGUUACUACCGUUGUCACAGCAAGUGCAUGAACCUGAUCAACAAGCCCUGCGUGAGGUCAAAGGUCAGCCACCAGUCGGAAUACCAGCUCAGCAUCUGCCCGGAGAUCGGCCUGGACCGGCAGGACUACCGCUGUGCCGAGUGCCGGACGCCCGUAUCCCUGAGGGGCGUUCCGAGUGAGGCACGCCAGUGUGACUACACAGGCCAGUACUACUGCAGCACGUGCCACUGGAACGACACUGCCAUCGUCCCUGCCCGGGUCAUUCACAACUGGGAAUUUGAACCACGCAAGGUGUGUCGCUCCUCCAUGCGUUACCUGGCUCUGAUGAUGUCGCGGCCGGUGCUGAAGCUGAAGGAGAUCAACCCGCUGCUCUUCAACUUCGUGGAGGAGCUGGUGGAGAUCAGGAAGCUUCGCCAGGACGUUCUGCUGAUGAAACCUUACUUCAUCACCUGUAAGGAAGCCAUGGAGGCCCGCCUGCUGUUUCAGCUCCACGAGCGGCAGCACUUUGUGGAGAACGACGACAUGUACUCCCUGCUGGACCUGAUCGAGGUGGCCAGCGGCCGGCUGAGCUGCUCCCUCACGGAGAUCCACACCACCUUCGCCAAGCACAUCAAACUGGACUGUGAGCGCUGUCAGGCCAAAGGCUUUGUGUGUGAGCUGUGUAAGGAGGGAGACAUCCUGUACCCCUUCGACAGCCACACGUCUGUGUGCCACGACUGCUCCGCAGUAUUCCACAGUGACAUGAAGGUGUGUCUCCACAUGUCUCGUGCAGAGAUUGUUACUAUGACAACUCCACCACGUGCCCGCGAUGUGCGAGAAUGAGCGAGCGCAAGCAGGACGACCCUCCAGAUGUGAAGGACGUGUUCACAUGAAGAAGGCGUGGGCCAGAUGUUACUGUGACCAUUGGUGAACAUUGCACUUUGAUUGGCGCUGGAGUAUUACUACUACUACUACAACUACCCCCUUGUCAGGACUGAGGUGUUAGGCCGAGCUUGUUUUGUCCACAUAGUUUUUGCGCAGAUGUUUCUGGUGUUGGCGUUUCAGUGGAGUGCACUGGGAACAUAUUUUUAAAAUUUGUUUUUUCUUUUUUGUUUUUUAAUUCCUGGUCUGAGACUGGUGUACACACUGUGUUUUUGUGUGUAUUUGCCUACGUGUCUUAUGUACAAGCCUUGUAUACUUACAAAAUGGCUACAAGUGGCCUGCAGACAGGUCAACAUGUCAUGGUCAACGCAGGAGUUUUGUAUAAAUUCUUUGUGUUUUUUCUUUUUACCGCAAAUCUUUAAUCAAUAGUCCCAACGGCAAGCGAUAAAUACUUCUAAGAUGAGCACACAGCUUUAAAGAAUUUCUAAAUUCUAAAUAAAAGUAAAUCAUCAUACUAAUCGCCAAAACAACAACAACACCACAUUUUUGAUUUUAUAUUCUUUGUUUUUGCCGCCUCCUCGUUCAUUCUCUAAAGGUGCGUGCCAAGUGGCCACAGAGCAGGAUACAUUGUGUUGCCUUUUUACGUGAAACGUGUGUGAUAUUCUAUACAGUGUCAUGUAUGUUUAGUGCAGUCCAACUCAGAGCAGUUUGUAACAAAUUAAACCAGUACUCCUCAUUCAUGUUUGCAUACUCCGGCUUGAUGGCUAGAAGUCAUGUUGUUUUUCAAUUGUAUUCUGAAAGUCUCAGUUCAGCAGCCAUCGCGUUCUGGGUUGCGGCCCCCAAGUAAAGCACAUUUCGCCACUCUUACGGGCGUGUAAAUGAUAAAAAAUACUUUUUUUUGACUGUUUAUCUUCCAGCAUGUACUUUCUUCUGAUAACCGUUGUAGGCGUUGAUGGAGUUGUAUGUGUGGUGCAUGAAUAAAAUGCUCACCUCGAGAGAGGCAGUGUUUGUGUCAAAGCUGGCGUAAUGUAUUGCGUUUCACCCUGAUAGUUGGCUAUAAAGUUGAAAAAUAAUUAUUCAUUAUUCUUAGAUGGGUAUACUUUGUCAAAAUAUCUGUUUGUGUUUAAGAUUUCUUAUUGUUUAAUUGCUGAGUUACAAGCUAAUCAAUGUCUACUUCUAGUUUGCCCUCAAGUCAAAUAUACUUACUUUAUAACUAAGUAUAUAAAAUCCUAUUAAACAAUAUUGAAUCUUCA
Messenger RNA from Gadus morhua (Atlantic cod), 2821 nucleotides. RefSeq names its product differentially expressed in FDCP 8 homolog (gene def8). Lineage: Eukaryota; Metazoa; Chordata; Actinopteri; Gadiformes; Gadidae. The coding region runs from base 207 to 1529 and encodes 440 amino acids. The record is from RefSeq and is a predicted model, not a curated record. The transcript has 12 exons.